This is a messenger RNA of Trichomonas vaginalis G3, 420 nucleotides long. RefSeq lists its product as uncharacterized. NCBI's taxonomy places the organism in Eukaryota, Parabasalia, Trichomonadida, Trichomonadidae. The record is from RefSeq and is a predicted model, not a curated record. The transcript has a single exon. The coding region runs from base 1 to 420 and encodes 139 amino acids.
AUGGAUGCUUUAUCAGAUAAUGUUCGACUUAAUACAGUUCGAGAAAUGAAGCGUAACUUAAAUUCCAAUAUAAUCAAAGCGAUGAUCAAAGUUUUUCCCGAUGCUCAAAGUAUGAUCGAUGAUUUUCUAGAAGCUGUUCAAAUCAUUGAAUAUAAUAAUGAUCUUGCUUAUUUACGAAACUUUGCACUAAUUCAUGAUACCUCAUUUUUAAAUUAUGAGAAACCAGCAACAGAUUUCAAGCAAUGUGUUUCAAUAUGUUGUUCUUCAGUGUCAUUAUAUGGACAUAAUGAUGAAAAUUUCAAACAUGAAUCCGAUUCUGAAGAUGAAGAUGAAAUUAUAGAUGAACCCCUCAAUCUGGAAUACGAAAGGUCUUUGAAUUCAUCACCUUUGGUUAAUAUUUUUUAUGAUAUUGUUUUUUAA